Molecule: messenger RNA, 981 nt
Organism: Verticillium dahliae VdLs.17
Lineage: Eukaryota; Fungi; Ascomycota; Sordariomycetes; Glomerellales; Plectosphaerellaceae
Exons: 4
Coding region: 1-981 (326 amino acids)
Biological process (GO): regulation of DNA-templated transcription; DNA-templated transcription
Molecular function (GO): DNA binding; DNA-binding transcription factor activity, RNA polymerase II-specific; zinc ion binding
Source: RefSeq, a predicted model, not a curated record
AUGAAGUGCGAUGGUGUACAGCCAGUCUGCGGCUUCUGUCAGCGAAUUAGUGCUGAGUGUAAUUUUGCGCACGAGGAAAACAAGCGCAGACCCCCGAGCAAGAAAUUUGUUGAAUCGCUGCAAGCGAGGAUACGUCACCUCGAAGAGCAGCUAGCAGCAGCCGAGUCUCGAGCAGUUGUCGAGAUUCCAUCUUGUGACACUAUCAACGACAGCACAGACGUCCAGUCGGAUCCCACUGCGCCCAACGAAGAUGGAGAGGACCCCCUUUCCAAUCUCACUGCCCUAGUGGGACGCCUCAACGUCGCAGACGACGGCCAACUCCAUUACUUCGGGUCACAAAGCUCACAGGGCUUGGCCGCCGCUGCGCAGCUCGACAAACUCGUCGCCAUCCCCGUUGAGCUUCAGCAGCACCUCCUGGAGCUCUACUGGCAGUGGCAAAAUCCUUGGAACUACGUAAUCCACAAGGGCGCCUUCAUGAAGAGCUUUCGAGGUGAGGAUGACGGCCGACACUGUUCUCCUCUUCUGCUGUCCUCCAUCUUCGCUAUUGACGCUAGGUACUCGGAUCAAGUCGAACUGCGUUCGAGACCGGAUGAUCCAAGCAUGGCUGGUGACGCCUUUUGUGACCAAGCCAAGAUUCUGCUCCUUUAUGAAAGUGAGGCGCCCACUAUCACUAAGGUCCAGGCCGCGUGCAUCUUGGCUCUCCGCAUCAUGUCGGAUGGCAAGGAAGCCCUCGGCUGGCUAUAUGCAGGCAAUGCUACGAGGAUGGCCCAUAAUCUUGGCCUCCAUGUUGAUCUCUCCGAUUGGACCUCCACAACGGCCAUGGCCCCAGAAGAUGUCGAGGCGACAAAUUCACAUGGUGGGGAUGCUAUGUGGUGGACAAGUGAGGCUGCUCUCCUUCGGCUCUAUUUCUUGAGUGUUUUCGCUGAUCAUCCAGACUCUUCGCCCUCGGUCUUGGACGCCCUAGCAGUACCCCCAAAAUGA